This is a messenger RNA of Cydia pomonella (codling moth), 907 nucleotides long. RefSeq lists its product as uncharacterized. Gene Ontology annotation, molecular function: protein binding. The record is from RefSeq and is a predicted model, not a curated record. Bases 448 to 873 code for a protein of 141 amino acids. Lineage: Eukaryota; Metazoa; Arthropoda; Insecta; Lepidoptera; Tortricidae. The transcript has 3 exons.
AUUUGUUAUUCUUUUUUUUUCUUUUUACACGUUACAUUUUAAAAUUAGAAGAAUAGAAAACUAUGCGUAGCCAGUAUUAUGGACUUAGCAAGAACUAGAUGGCAGCACGUAGAGUAAAUUGCCUACUUACUAGUCUUACUACACCGUAUACAGUGUUAAUUUCCUAUGUCUACUGUAGAUGGCACUGCAAACUGGCCAUUUUUAGCAAAUUGCUUUUAAAUAAAAUUAAACUGUAAAACACUUCACAGUAAGGUGUGUGAUGUAAAGCGUUUAAAGUUCAUUUAUUGUUCUACUAAAAAUAAUACUUCUAAUUAUUUGAAAAAAAAAAACUUUUGUGAUACUACGCCAAGCAGAUCCAUUUUUGUACCAGCUACACAUUUACAUAAAUUUCUGAACGUGAUCCAAAUUAACAAUUUUUAUUUACUUAGAUGUACCCUCUUACACAAAAUGGAACCAAGAAACGUCAUGUAUAGUAACAGUAUUUUUAUAUUUGGUUCUGAAAGAUUGUGUGAAAUAAAGAAUGACGCAAUAACGUCCUUGCCGUUGGAGUUGUCUUGGAAAAUAUUUUCAUAUUUGGAUGAUGCAUCAUUAAGAAUUGCUGUCAGGGUGAAUAAAAUAUGGAAACAAAUUAUAUUGAGCGAUAAGAAACUGAAACGACGACUCAAUAUAUUCGAAUUGGGCCUUAAGCUUGGUUCUCAUCACUUAGCCAGAUUCCACAGAGAAAAUAGGCAAAGAGUAAAAACUACCAAAAGGUCUACAAAAUACUUGCCGGUUUACCAAAAUUCAGCAAAUUCAACUGACAAGAAAAUUUACAAAUCGAAAAGAGGUGGCGAUGUCUUAGUCAUAUGCGCAAAACGGUUUAAAUUAAUGUAAUGCGUUAGAGAUGAAUUAAAUAAAAUGUGCUAAA